AGCAUGCUGCUUCGCGCGCCCCGACAAAUGCUAAUACAACACGACCUCACGACCUCUUGGGCACUUGGCCGCAUUGCUUGACAGGGUAGCACUGACAGCGACGCCCGGGAAUCGUCAUUAUCCGUUCCGGCCGUGAGGUAAAACCUCGUGUUUUUGGUGACUUGGGAAAAAAGAGGCGAGCUUGCAGAGGGGAUAAACUCCAAGGAAUAUCCCUCUCAAUCCCACUGUUCUUCCAUGGAUUCUUCCAGGUGAGAACUAAGGAAAGGAAUCGCAUCCCUCCCGCGCAUCUCGCGUGUGUGAUGCACGCAGCCUCGCCUGCGGCGCGGCGGCGAUGGAUUUUCCGUGGCUGGACCUGCCCUUCACCUUCCUGACGCUGCUCCUCGCGACCCGGCUCGCCUACGACUACUACGGCGUCGUCGCCGCGACCUUCGCCGGCAGCUUCUCCCUCCAGAUCUUCCUCUUCUACUGCUUCGCCCGCUGGUACCGCCACACCAUGGACGCGCGCGCCGACCUGCAGGCCCCAUCGACGUCGUCGCGGCAGCAUGACGACGACGACCCGCCCGUCCUGACGCCUCUGGUGGAGACGACGGCUGCGGCAGGAGCUGGCGCGGCCGCUGCCGCGGGCGCCUUGCUUGCCAACCGGUGCCUGGCCUUCGUGUUCAUGGUAUUCGUCCCGCUGAUCAUCGUCGUCUUCGAGCGGAGCCAGGCGGACGUCGUGGCCUACGCGCUCUGCCUGGCCAACAUCGUCGUCAUGGUCGUCUGGCUCUCGCCGGACUCGGCGAGCAGCUCGAUGUCGGCCGCCAAGUCGUUCCUGAGGCUCAGCGACGACGAGGACGACGACAGCGGCAGCGGCGGGGCCGGCGCCGAGGACGACAAGUGCUGCGUCUGCCUCGGCAGCCUGCGGGAAGAGCAGGCGCUCCGGGACCUGCCGCGGUGCGGGCACCGGUUCCACGACAAGUGCAUCGGCAAGUGGCUCAAGGGGCACCCGACGUGCCCGGUGUGCCGGGCGUUCGCCGUGCCGCCGCCGGUCGGGUACGCCGACGACUCUGUUAGCCCUGUCUAGCUUUGUUACUGUCCGGCAUCCACAGUUUAACCAGAGAAAAUCAAACGGUGGUAAUGGUUAAUAGUUGGGGAAUUUCUUGAUGAUGUGAUUUUGUGACGAAUUGUUUGUGUCUACCGGAAAUGUUAGUUGUACCAAAAAAGUAGUAACCUGUAAAAAGGAUUGUCCUCCAAAAAGAAAAAUAUAGAAAUGGUUGCAACUUUUUCUCCCGCUGAA
Molecule: messenger RNA, 1276 nt
Organism: Brachypodium distachyon (stiff brome)
Lineage: Eukaryota; Viridiplantae; Streptophyta; Magnoliopsida; Poales; Poaceae
Product: E3 ubiquitin-protein ligase Os06g0535400
Exons: 2
Coding region: 332-1063 (243 amino acids)
Biological process (GO): protein ubiquitination
Source: RefSeq, a predicted model, not a curated record